Molecule: messenger RNA, 1536 nt
Organism: Hevea brasiliensis (rubber tree)
Lineage: Eukaryota; Viridiplantae; Streptophyta; Magnoliopsida; Malpighiales; Euphorbiaceae
Product: serine/threonine-protein kinase SAPK7
Exons: 9
Coding region: 258-1334 (358 amino acids)
Biological process (GO): protein phosphorylation; intracellular signal transduction
Molecular function (GO): ATP binding; protein serine/threonine kinase activity
Source: RefSeq, a predicted model, not a curated record
UCCAUGUGCUAUAACUCUCCUUCUCCAACAUUUUAAACUUUCUCGCUCAUAGUUUCCAGCUAUCCAACUCUGUCUAGGCGUGUUUAUAAAUAUAUAGAUUCCGAUCCUACAUGUGUAGUUUCAGUUUUUCAAGGAAGAAAGAGAAGCUGCAUGAGUUUUUGGAUACUCAUUUUGAGUAGAACUCUACUGAGAUCCUAUAUUUAGCACACAAGAUUUCUUAGUCUUAUAGUUUUAAGCCCAGGAAGAAGCGGUGGUGUAUGGAGAAUAUGGAUAAAUAUGAGCUGGUGAAGGAUUUGGGAGCUGGGAAUUUUGGGGUAGCAAGGCUUUUGAGGCACAAGGAAACCAAAGAGCUUGUUGCUAUGAAAUACAUCGAGCGAGGUCAUAAGAUAGAUGAGAAUGUGGCAAGAGAGAUCAUAAAUCACAGAUCACUGAGGCAUCCGAAUAUAAUCCGUUUCAAGGAGGUGGUUUUGACUCCCACUCAUUUAGCCAUCGUAAUGGAGUAUGCAGCUGGCGGAGAACUAUUUGACAGAAUCUGUAGUGCUGGUAGAUUUAGUGAAGAUGAGGCUAGAUAUUUCUUUCAGCAGCUGAUUUCUGGUGUGGAUUAUUGUCACUUCAGGCAAAUCUGCCAUAGAGAUUUGAAACUGGAAAAUACACUGUUAGAUGGAAGUCCUGCCCCUCGCUUAAAAAUAUGUGAUUUUGGAUACUCUAAGUCAUCGUUGCUGCAUUCGAGGCCAAAAUCAACUGUAGGAACUCCCGCAUACAUAGCACCAGAGGUUCUCUCUCGGCGAGAAUAUGAUGGCAAGUUGGCAGAUGUAUGGUCAUGUGGUGUUACACUCUAUGUGAUGCUGGUGGGAGCCUACCCUUUUGAAGAUCAAGAUGAUCCUAAGAAUUUUAGGAAAACAAUUCAGAAAAUAAUGGCUGUACAGUACAAAAUCCCCGACUAUGUUCAUGUGUCUCAGGACUGCAGACACCUUCUCUCUCACAUAUUUGUUGCGAAUCCUUUCAGAAGAAUCACUAUUAAAGAGAUCAAAAGCCACCCAUGGUUCUUAAAGAAUUUGCCCAAGGAACUGACAGAGUCAAGCCAAGCCAUUUAUUAUCAGAGAGAUAACCUGAGCUACUCUGCUCAGAGUGAGGAGGAGAUUAUGAAAAUUGUGUCUGAGGGGAAAAACCGACCACAAUCAUCUGUGCCUGUUAAGGGCUUCUGUUGGGGAGCACACGAUGAAGAGAAUGAAGAAAUAGAUGAAGAAGUGGAUGAAGAUGAAAUAGAUGAUGAAGAUGAAUAUGACAAGAGGGUCAAGGAGGUCCAGGCAAGUGGAGAGUACCAAAUCAGUUAAGUGGUGCAGUCUUUGUUUCACUGUUAGUUAAUCAAUUAGCAGUCUGAAUCUCACAGAACUGCACUUUGUGUACAAUAAUAGGCAAUAAAUUGGUAGAUUUUAGAAUUUGAAUGCUUUAACUUGUAAUUUGUUCAUGUAAUGUACGAUUUAUUUCACCAUGGGCUUCAAACCUACGAGAAAUGAUGGAUGGCAGGUUUGCAUA